This is a messenger RNA of Plenodomus lingam JN3, 1446 nucleotides long. RefSeq lists its product as uncharacterized. Lineage: Eukaryota; Fungi; Ascomycota; Dothideomycetes; Pleosporales; Leptosphaeriaceae. The record is from RefSeq and is a predicted model, not a curated record.
AUGUCUCUAGACUCUAGUAGCAUAGGAUCUGGCGACCCGGACAUGAUUCUCAUCGGUGAACUACUAGAGGAAAUCUCUGGCAAUCCUCCGGCCAUUGCAGCGAGGAAACUUCUCGUCGAACACUACUUCUCGGUUGGCUGGCACGACGCUGCAUUGGAAAAUGCGAAAGAGCUAAAAGAACUGGCUCCCAAGGACUCCGAUGUUAUCAAAUCACUGAAAAUUCUCGAAAAGAAAGCUCCUCAACCACCUGCUUCUGAAGAACCCAAGAAGCUGGUGUCCCUGACGUCAAAUCCUUCAGCAAAACAAUUAGAGUGGGAUCCUAAAUCGGCCACGUACAAGACUGUUACCCAACCAAAAGGCUCGAAACAGUCCAGUGAUCCAACGCCCCCAGCAAAUAUUGACCUAGAUACUGCAAAGAAAGAUCUGGUCGAGGGCUACGCUACUCUUCAGGCAAGAACUGCCUUUGUUUUUUCCAACCUCGUUCAUCUGCAGACAUUACAAAAGAAGGCCGGUGUAGCCCAGUCACAAAACAUAUCAAGAAUUGAAGUUCUCGCACAUGGAGGGAAACCAAACUCGAGUUUGAAAGCUGAACCUCCGAGCAGUGUCAGAUCUGUGGCACGCAAGGCCAAAGAUUAUCCUACAGAUGCUACUGAUAUUCUCGUGAUGGACCUAGAGCAUGCAAUGAAGUGGAUGCGAGCUUCCUAUGACAAGCAAUCAGAUGCCGAUAACGAUAACAUCCGAGAAUUCCUCGUAAAGCGCAAAAACAUGCUGGCCGAUGCCCUCCCGGACCAGCUUAAGAUACACUGUGAUCUGGCUUUGAUGCACAUGGAGCAUGAGCACCUGGGAAGGAAUUACGCAAAUACAGAAACCAUGCUCAUGGAUAGCGUCCGGGAUAUACCUAGAGAGAACUUCUACGUCACAGAGGACAAUUACGCUUGGGAUCUAUCAGAAUUAGUCGACGCAAUUAAAGCCAAUAGCGGUGUAUUACGCAACCCUCUCAGCAAAGAAAUGUUCACACCCCACGAUAUCAAGGGUAUCCUCAUGCACCCUCUCGGACGGCCAAUUAGUGCGCUUGCGGUUGCACAGCACGAGAUGUCGAAGGGUAUCCGCAUUGCGACUAUCGAAAAGAUGGAGGCGCUGGCUAAAAUCCUUCUGGAAGAUCAGUCCAGCGAAACACUGCCAAGUCGCGUAGCAGUCGAUGAAUUCCUGGCGUAUAUUGCAACGCUCCCUGAACUCGAACAAAAAGCAAUUGACGAGUUCAAAUGUCCGGCAAAGGAUUCACACACUGGGCAGUCUUACGACUUCAGUAUUGGAGAGAGCGUCCGGGAUGCCAAGGGCAAUCGGGUUUGUUUUCACAAGACGGGCGAUUUCAUUACGCAAGCUGCGGCAUACCUCAGACAGAAUACUGGUGUCGCUCCGGAUGAGGAGAAGUGUAUUGUCAUGUAG